Messenger RNA from Rhea pennata, 6585 nucleotides. It is a transcript of the gene LTBP2, whose product is annotated as latent transforming growth factor beta binding protein 2. NCBI's taxonomy places the organism in Eukaryota, Metazoa, Chordata, Aves, Rheiformes, Rheidae. The transcript has 35 exons. The coding region runs from base 393 to 5786 and encodes 1797 amino acids. Gene Ontology annotation, molecular function: calcium ion binding. The record is from RefSeq and is a predicted model, not a curated record.
ACUCUGCCAGUGCCAGAGGCAGGCGAGAAGGUGCUUGGAGCUGUCUGCAGAGCACACGAGCUCCCUGACAGCCAGGCGAGAGGGGACGGAGAGGAGGGACUGGCCGUCCUCCUUCUGCAGGGCAGGAGGGACAGCUGCAGCCGCGCUCGGCAGCCCCGCCGGUGGGCUCGCCGGGCAUCUUCACCCCGGGAUCUUGUAGGCGGCGGGUACUGGCCGAGCCCCCGCGACAUGGGGAAGUGACUCGCUGCUCCAGCAGGCUCGUCCGAGGAGAUCGGCUGCUCCCGUCUCCCUGGGCGCCCGCCUCGGACGGGACGGCGGGCUGCAGGAGGAUGGCAGCCCCGCGCUGAGCGCUGCGCCCUGCGCCCUCGCCACUCCGCCCGGGGGCAGACACCAUGCGGUGCCCCGCCGCGAGCGUCCUGCCUCUCGCGUUCGUCAUUUUCUGGGGACUCGGCGAUUCGCAGCGGGACUUUGCUGCGAGGUUUGAACCGAGCGCCUCUUACCGAGCUGAAGCCGGGAGCAGGGAGGCGCCGCGUCCGAGGCUGCGGAGCCAGGGCGCUCCCGUGCGACCCGCGGGCACGGCGCUCGCCCCGUCCCAGGCGCGGAGCCCCCCCGCGGAGCCGGGGCCCCUCACCGUGGACCGCGGCUCCGCCGCCGCCGCGGGGAGCCCGAGCAGAGGGCACGGCCGGAGGCAGCGUCCCCAUCGCGGACCGUCCGCCGCCCGGGGCCAAGCCAGCGACGGCGGGGGGGCUGCCGGCUCCCCCGGCCAGAGGCGGAGCGGGGACUCGUCCCGGCAGCGGCCCAGGAGCGCGCUCACGCCUCGAGUCGUGCCCCGGGCAAAGGAGCCGAGCGGCAGAGGGAGGCCGACGGGGCCGAAUGUCUGCGGGAAACAGUGUUGCUCGGGGUGGACCACGGCUCCAGGCACAAACCGGUGCAUCAAACCUGUCUGCGACCCUCCGUGCCAGAACAAGGGCUCCUGCAAUCGGCCCCAAGUCUGUAUCUGCCGCUCGGGCUUCCAGGGCUCCAGGUGUGAAGAAGUUGUUCCUGAGCAAGAAUACCAUCCUCCUGCUGCUGCUGCUGCCUUCCAGCCCCCUGCAAGCUCCUUCUGGAGGAGAACCAGCACUGCGGAGAGGGAAGCUUCCCCAAGAGCGGCUCAGGCACCUGUCCCACAGCGCUCACUGGCUGUGACUCAGAGCAGAAUUGGCUCUCCUGUCUCCCCCCAGCACACAGGGCCUUCACGGACUGUCCGGCGCUACCCAGACAGCAACGGUCACCUCACUUCUAACGCACUCCCCAGUGGGAAUGGAUAUGAACAGAGCAGCUCUGGACCUCACGCAGUUUCCCAGGAGCACAUGUUGUCUCCAAGGGGGGCCAAUCUGACGGAGAAGAUUAGGAAAAUAAAGAUUGUCUUCACACCCACCAUCUGCAAACAGACAUGCCGGAGUGGGCGCUGCUACAACAGCUGCGAGAAGGGAGACACCACCACUCUUUACAGCCAAGGAGGUCACAACCAUGAUCCCAAGUCUGGCUUCCGCAUCUAUUUCUGCCAGAUCCCCUGCCUGAAUGGAGGACGUUGUGUAGGCCGGGAUGAAUGCUGGUGUCCCUCUAAUUCCACGGGAAAGUUUUGCCACCUGCCGGCUUCCACUCUGGAAAAGAAGCAAGCGGGGAGAGUGCCAAAAACCGUGGCCAGUGGCUCUUUGAAGCACUCCACAUACACACUGCCCCUGUCCAACCAGCUGGCCUCCUUAAACCCUUCCCUGGUGAAUGUCCACAUCAACCACCCUCCAGAAGCUACUGUGCAGAUUCACCAGGUGGCCAGGGUGAGGGGUGACGCAGAGCUGUCAGAGGAGAACAGUGUGGAGGCAGCGGCGGUGCCUCAACUGGCUGCGGUGCCGUGGUACACCUACACCAAUGGGAAUGGCAACAACAUUGGCACAGAAAGCAGACAGCAGCAGAGACCUCCAGAUUUGAUGGGAAGGUGCUUUCGGGAGGCUCUCCAUGGACAGUGCGCUAACCCUCUGCCGGGGCUGACCAAGCUGGAGGACUGUUGUGGCAGCGUGGGGCUCUUCUGGGGAGUGGACAGGUGCCUAGCCUGCCCCCCUCGACCAGCACACCCGGUGAUUGAGAAUGGGCAGGUGGAGUGUCCCCAAGGAUAUAAAAGGCUGAAUGGGAGCCACUGUCAAGAUAUCAAUGAAUGCCUGAUGCAGGGCCUGUGCAAAGAUGCUGAGUGUGUGAACACCCGUGGUAGCUUCCGCUGCACCUGCAAACCUGGUACCAUGCUGGACCCAUCCCGCAGCCACUGUAUCUCGGACAAGGCAGUGUCCAUGGAGCAGGGGCUGUGUUAUCGCUCAGUAGCCGGAGGUGUGUGCUCCUUCCCCCUCUCCCAUCGAAUCACCCAGCAGAUCUGCUGCUGCAGCCGUGUUGGCAAGGGCUGGGGGAAGAACUGUGAGGAGUGCCCCAUGCCUGGUUCAGAAGCCUUCAAGGAGAUUUGCCCAGCAGGACAUGGCUACACCUACUCUAGCUCUGAUAUCCGCCUGUCCAUGAGAAAGGCAGAGGCAGAAGAGCUACCACUCAGCUUGGAAGAGCGAGGGGAAAGCAGCAACUGGACAUUAGACUGGGCAGGAAGAAGACAGCAACUGCAGGACGGCUUGCGUGGGAGCAUCCUGGAGGCAUUCCCCCAUCCUGGCACCUCAGCAGGAAAGGGUGAAGUUUCUCCUGCUGGGCAGGGCCCUGCUGAUGCCACCCCAGAGCCUGCCACACACACCGCAGAGAAAGAAGAGCCCCCGCACGCUCCCCCCACGCCUGGCACCACUCCCCACCAUGCUGAUGCAGCUCCAACGCAGAUGUCAGCACGAGGCUCAGGGACCAGCAGCUGUGCCUCUUCACCCCUCUCCUGUGGAGCAGGCUCUUGUGUGCUCACCCUGGAUGGGUACAGCUGCUUGUGUCACCCAGGCUAUCAGUUGCACCCAAACCACCUCAGCUGCAUUGAUGAAGAUGAAUGCCUGAAGGAUCCUUGUGCUGGAAAAGGUCACUGUAUCAAUAGUGUGGGCUCCUAUGUGUGCCUCUGCUACUCUGGGUACACCUUGAUCAUCUCGGAGAACAAGCAGACCUGUCAGGAUCAGGAUGAAUGUGACCAGCCCUCUGCAUGCCCCGGACAGCAAUGCGUCAACACCCCUGGCUCAUACCGCUGCGAGUGCAAGGAAGGCUUUGUCAUGAACCCCAGAGGACAAUGUGAAGAUAUCAAUGAAUGUACGGACCCCAGCCCUUGCCCCGAUGGGAAGUGUAUCAAUACCCUAGGAUCCUACAAGUGUGUUGGCUGUCCAGAUGGUUAUCGGCCCAGGAAUGGGAGAUGCCUUGAUGUGGAUGAGUGCCUUGUGGAGGGGAACUGUGCUCAUGGACAGUGUGUCAACCUGGAUGGCUCGUUCCGUUGUUCUUGCAACAAGGGCUACGAGGUCGCACUUGAUGGGAAGAGUUGCCAAGACAUUGACGAGUGUACAACUGAAGCUGCCUGUCCCUCGGGACUCUGCCUCAACACUGAGGGCUCCUAUUCCUGUGUGGCUUGUGAUUCUGGCUAUGCCGUCUCCAGAGAUGGCAGCAUAUGUGAAGAUGUGAACGAGUGUGAAGAUCCUGCUAUUCAGUGUGUGAGGGGAGAGUGCAGGAACACUCCAGGCUCCUAUCAGUGCCACUGCCAGGCUGGCUUCGAGCUCAUCAACGGCACCGUGUGUGAAGAUGUGAAUGAGUGCCUGAACAGUGAGAUCUGCAGCCCCAAUGGUGAGUGUCUCAACAGUCAUGGAUCCUACUUCUGCAUUUGUGCUUCUGGCUUCUCAAAUGCGGCUGGUGGAGUCAGCUGCCAAGAUGUAGAUGAAUGUGCAGACAAGUCCCGGUGCUUGCAAGGCCAGUGCCUGAACACAGAAGGCUCCUACAGGUGUCUGUGUGAGAAUGGGUUUAAGCAUUCCCAGGAGACUGAUGACUGCGUAGACGUGGAUGAGUGUAAAGAAUAUGGGGAUGCCAUCUGUGGCGCAUGGAGGUGCCAGAACAGCCUGGGCUCCUACCACUGUAUCAUGGGCUGCCAGCCCGGUUUCCACUGGACCCCCCUGGGUGACUGCAUUGACAUAGAUGAAUGUGCCAAUGAGACGCUGUGUGGGAACCAUGGCUUCUGUGAGAACUCGGAUGGCUCCUUCCGCUGCCUCUGUGACCGUGGCUACGAGAGCUCACCCUCCGGGCACUACUGCAUCGAUGUGAAUGAGUGUGAGCUGAUGGUUGCUGUGUGCGGGACUGCACUCUGCGAGAACGUGGAGGGAUCAUUCCUCUGCCUGUGCCCCAGUGACCAUGAGGAAUACAACACAGAGGCUGGGGAGUGCCAGCCACGAGCAGCCAUGGGUGAAAUGCAGCUAGGGCAGGAGCAUGGCAGCCCUAGCUGGAGUGAAAUACAGCUGGAGAGGUCACAGGGAGCUGCCAGGGCUGCACAAGGCCACUCAGGCAUGGAGGGCCCCGAGAGACGCACAGCCCAUCUCCCUGGCAGCAUGGAACGCAAGCAGUGUUACUACCACAUCAGUGAUGUUAGCCUGUGUGAUAGUGUCCUGGCCAAGAACAUCACCAAAGAAGAGUGCUGCUGCACUGUGGGGGCAGCCUGGGGUGACAACUGUGAGACCUACCCCUGCCCCAUCUUGGGCACAGUGGAGUAUGAAGAGAUCUGCCCUCUUGGGAAGGGUUAUGUUCCCCAGGAAGACUUGCUCUUAGGAGAAGUCUCUUUCACAGAUAUGGAUGAGUGUGAGACAUUCGGCUCUGAAUUCUGCCGCAAUGGACGGUGUUUGAACACGGUGCCGGGCUACAAGUGCUUCUGCCAUACAGGCUACAUCUAUGACUCUAGCAGGCUCGAAUGUGUUGAUCAGGACGAGUGUCAGAAUGAAGUGUACUGCAUCAACGGUGAGUGUCUGAACACAGCCGGCUCCUACCACUGCUUCUGCAGCCUCCCCCUUGUGCUGGAUGCAACCGGCAAUCGCUGCGUGAACCUCUCCAGCAGGGCAGAUGCCCCGGAUGAGUAUGAAAUCCACUUGGAUGUCUGCUGGCAGACUGUCUCCGACUACAUCUGCCAAGACCUGCUGCACGGGGAGCAGACAACGUACACAGAGUGCUGCUGUCGGCUCGGAGAAGCCUGGGGUCAGAACUGUGCGCUCUGCCCGCACAGGUCCUCCGCUGAUUUUUCUUUCUUGUGUAACGGGGCCAGCGAAGACGGUGAGAGAGAGGCUGAUCUCCGAGAAAGGCCUAGGUAUGAGUAUGGACCGAGCUUGGAAGAUUCCCACUAUGGCCUUACCAGUCCAGAUGUGGGACCCUAUUACAAUUACCUGGAGUCUGAGUAUGGAAACCCCGAUGCUGGUUCCCCUCGGAGAGAACCCAGCAACGAGUUUCAUGGCAGCCCUCUUCACCAUGGCCCAGUGCAGCCCCUGCCCCGCUACCUGCCCAGCCAAACUGGCCGCUAUGAGGGCUUCGAGGGGCUGCAGGCUGAAGAGUGUGGGAUUCUCAAUGGCUGCGAGAAUGGACGCUGCGUGCGCGUCAGGGAGGGCUACACCUGUGACUGCUUUGAUGGCUUCCAACUGGACAUGACCCGCAUGGCCUGCGUGGACAUUAACGAGUGCGAGGAGGUGAGCGGCCCUGAGCCCCUGUGCCGGGGUGGCACGUGCGAGAACACGGAGGGCUCCUACCGCUGCCGCUGCUUGCCAGGCUACAUGGCCCUGGCCCAGCCCCACCACUGUGUGCCCCAGACAGCCCAGAGCCCGGCGGCAGCAUAGCUCUAGGAGAGCUGCAGGUGAGGGUGCUCCCUUCCGGCACUCUGCUCUCGUACCUGGGACCCGGCAGCACGGAGAAGGGCCCCUGGGGCUCUGGUUGCUGCCAGGCCCGUCACUCUUGCCCCUCCAAAGCACACAGCUUCCCCGACACCUCUCUCCCGGUGGUGCCUGCGUGCGUACAGGCCAGGGCUGAGCUCCAGGCCCCUGCAGCCCCCGUCCUUCCUGGCCUGCUCACCGCCAGCUCCCGCUUCUGCCGCAGCGGAGCCCUCCCCAAGCUUGGGCCGCGGUCUCUGAGCACCCCUCGCGCUGCAUCCCGCCACAGUGGGUUGCAGAGCGCCUGCCCCUGCCACGCAGACCCUCGUCUCCUUCCCUCACUGCGCGGAGAAACGGUUCACCCCCCUCCCCAAGUGAGCACCACUGCUGCACUGACCCAGCACAAGCCUCACCCCACCGCCAGUGCUCACCCCCUCGCUCCCCAUGAAGCACCCUGCCCCAGGCCAGAGCAUGGUGGGGGUCAACCCCCAGCUUUCUGAAGCUGCUGCUUGAGACAUGGUCUGGAGGCCUGCCGGUCCCCCACAGCCCCCUCUCCCUGCAGCCAUCCCAGGCACAGCCUUACCCCUGCACUUUGCCUUUGUGCCUUGUGCUGUCUGAGCGGGUGGGAAGGAGGGCAGCUCCAGUUUAGUUUCUGUAAAGUUGUUGGUGACUUUUUUUUUUAAGCAAGUCUGCUGAGAACUUCUGUCAUGUUGUUAAAUAAAACAUUUAUUUUGGGCCCUGUGGCUCAAGACACUGGGGCUGGUCAGAA